AUGGUGGCCUCCGCGGCAUCCAGUUCCUCUUCACCACCCUCUUCCGACUUUGUCUUUCCUCCCUUCUUCCCGCUCGUUCGGCCAGGAUGCGAGAAUCAGGCGGACGCGCUCUUUGCCUGCUUCGACGCGGCGAACGUGCCCGGGGCUGGGCCUACCACGGUCGCAGGCCUCGCGCAGUGCCGCGAUUCCGCUAAGCUCUACGAAGCGUGCACGAAGAAGUCCCUCGCGGAUCCGAAGGUGCCGCUGCCCAUCGUGUUUGUCGAGUUCCAACCGGGGAGUCAGACGCAAAAGUGA
Messenger RNA from Besnoitia besnoiti, 294 nucleotides. RefSeq lists its product as uncharacterized. The transcript is spliced from 3 exons. The record is from RefSeq and is a predicted model, not a curated record. Lineage: Eukaryota; Apicomplexa; Conoidasida; Eucoccidiorida; Sarcocystidae. The coding region runs from base 1 to 294 and encodes 97 amino acids.